GUUAUACAGUUAUACGUUUGACAACACAAACAACAGUUGUUGUCAUUGAAUAGAAAACAUAAUGUAAUGUAAGGUAACGUCAAAUAAGUUAACAUAAGUUGAGGUAAAAUAAUGUAAUCAAUGAAUGACUCAAUCAAUGACUCGAUGGACACAACACUUGACGUAUGACUGAGUGAUGACAAGCAUUGGUGACCACAACGUGUGGGUCAUGACUGCCAAACAACGGGUCACACAAUGAAUACCAAUAACAGUGAUCACAACCAACCCUUCAUAGCUCAGGUGAUCCGACAUUUCGACACCGAGUUUGCAGAUGAAUUGGCCGCACGGGUCGGGGAUAUCAUUGAAGUCGAGACUAAAGUCGACAAGUAUUGGCUCUAUGGACACACCAAUAGCCACUCGGGACGCAUCCCGACAGCUAAUUGUCGCCAAUUGACCAUUGAUUUGAACUCUCUCUAUCCUAACGGUUCCGAAGAUCAGCGGUCAUUGUUUGCGGCCAACAAUGACUUUAUACACGAGUGUGUGGACGGCGACCUGCGGUUCACUCGCGGAGACCUUAUUAUCGGCUUGGAACCGGUAGAUGAGAACUGGUGGAACGGGUAUGUCAUGGCAAACCCCAAUUUGAUUGGCAUAUUUCCAUUGACACAUGUCUGGCAAUUAGACAAUAAAUAUUUGCCGAAAAAAAUUAAACCGAGUGAUGAAAAUUAUAAUAAUGAUAGAAAAAUGUACGCAAAAGUAGUGAUUGAGAUGCACUCACAACUGGACAAUGAAAUUGAUUUAUAUAAAGACGAAAUAAUGGUUAUCACCGAUACAUACGAUAAAAUGUAUUACAGCGGACACUCAUUGAAUGGACAACGCGAAGGCAUUUUUCCAAAAAAUUUUGUUAAAAUUUUAGACAAUUAUCAGCCAACAAAUGACGAAAACAAUAUGUGUGGCGACGAGUUAGUGACCAAUAAUACCGACACUCAGAUGUUUGAAACCGAAGUCAUCGACAGUAGUGCUAAUGAAGAGAACCCACCGUCUUAUGAAAACGUAAUAAAUUCGAUGGUGUAUUGCGAGGACCAACUAAUGUCAAGUCAACCCCAGUUUCACGGCUACUCCAAUGGAUACGUCGGUGAUGUCCAGUCAUACGGUCGGACAUUAUUUCCAUUUCGGGCCGAAUUUCCCAAUGAAUUGAGUCUUAAAGUGAACGAAAUCGUUCAUUUGAUCCGACAUAUUGAUAAUGAGUGGAUUGAAGGCGAAAUUGAUGGUAAAGUCGGUAUAUUUCCUAAAAGUUAUAUCGAAAUUAUUGUCGAUUGUGAUACCAAUAGUAUUUCAAAUCAAAACAACAGUAUUAUUGAAAGUUUUCCAAGCGAUACAUUUGCACGAGUUUUAUAUGAUUUUAACGGUGAAUUCGAAGGCGAUCUCAAGGUGAGUGAAGGCGACACUUUGACAUUACUAAGAAAAAUGGACACUAAUUGGUAUGAAGUUAUGGACGAUUUAGAGAACAUAGGACUCGUGCCAUAUAAUUAUUGUGAGAUAAUUGAAGACAUCCCGUCCUAUCAAUCAUUGAAUUCAUUGGCACAUAAAGUGGAUGAAAACAAAUUAGCUAUAAAUACAACAAAUGACUUAAUUAAUGAAAAUCAUUUACAAGUGAACUCAAUUCCGGUGAUUAAAGAUAUUGAACCAGUGAUUACACCUAUGAUUAACCAAGAAUUUGAACCAACAAUAGUUAAUAAUGAUAAUCAACAAAAUGUUGAUAAUUCUGAUAAUAAAAUGUUAAAUUUAUCGAUUAAAGAGCCCAUUGUUUUACCAAAAAUGUCACCAAAAGAACCACGAAGAUCUGCACCACCAGUUCCCAAAUUAAAUGAAAACCAAGUAUCACCUCAACGACCGCCACCUCCCGUUCCUAGACAUAAAAUACCACUUAAAUUACAUGCAAGUAAUGAUAGUAUUGAUAGGAUUCAUAUGAAUAGGAAUGACUCGAUUAGAGCAAGUAUUGCAUCGAAUUCGAGUUCGGGUUCUACUCAUUCUGACAGUGCUUUCGGUGUAACUAAAACUCAAAUGACUGCUGAAGACCAACAAAGAGUUGACGAGAGAAAGAAAAAAGUUAGAGAACAGAGAAGUUGUGUUAUAAUGGAGUUAUUGCAAACAGAAAGAGAUUAUCGACAAAGUCUUGAGGUGUGCGCCGAUAUAUUUCUCACAAAUCCUGAAGAAGCGCGCAAUUGUGGCAUUGAUUUACAGAAACUGUUUGGUAAUCUAAGAGAUAUUAUUGAAGUCUCGUCUCUAUUAAUACAACGUCUUGAAGAAUCAACUCAAAUGAAGAAAUACGAACAUCAAAUGGUUGGCAAAUGUUUUCUUGAUGUGUUGGACCAAAUGAAGACAACGUACAGUCAAUAUUGUAGAAAUCACGACCAAAUGCUACCAUUAUAUAGACGAUAUGAGUCCAUACCUGAUGCUCGACAAUAUCUAAUGCAUGGUUUCGAUAUUAUGAAAGAACGAACCAAUUGUUUUGAUAUUCCAUCAGUUCUUAUAAAACCUGUUCAAAGAAUACUCAAAUAUCCUCUUUUAUUAAACGAAUUACACAAAUGUACUGAAGAUGGACAUCAGGAUAAACCCGAUUUGAUUCUUGCCAUCGACAGGAUCACAGAUAUGGCGACACAUAUCAAUGAAUUUAAACGCCGACAGGAUUUGGUUCACAAAUAUAGAUGUGAAUCAAAUAACAAAUUGUCGCAUAAAUUGUUGAAAUUUAAUUUUCAUACCGUUAUGAAAAAGAGCUCACGUUUAGGACACAGAAUAACAUCUACUUUAGGUCUUUCAUCAACUACUAAGGACGACGAGUUUAAUCAUGCGGUCCAUAAGUUUAGAACCUUAGAGAAGACUAUUAAGAUAUUUAUUAAAGACAAACAGGCAUUUAUGAAGUCUGUUGAAGACUUUUGUCAUCAAGGAUUAGCUGUUGUUGAGGCUAUUGGCGAGUAUUACGAUAAGAGAAAUCGACAACAAGAAGUGGAACAAUUGAGAACAACUCAUCGCAUGAUUGUUACUCAAUACUUGACACUAUUUAAUGAUACAGUAGAUAGAGAUGUAACGCCAGUAUUAGACAAAUUGUUACAAAAGUUUUCAGGACCAAAUAAACUAAUAAACAAGAGAUACGAUAAAAUGACAGAUUUUGAUUCACUUUCAAAAAAACUCGAGUGUAAUAAAGAUAUGUCACGUCUUAAGACAAUCCAAGAUCAGCAACUAAUGGCUAAAAAUGUUUACGAAGCCAUAAACACACAAUUACUGGAGGAGUUACCCAAACUUUGUGAACUAUUGAUGCAAAUGUUUCAGGACUGCAUUCAAUCAUUUCUUUUGGCUCGUAAACAGCUUAUCGGACGUAUAGCUAAACAUCAUUUGAUACUUUUGGAGUUACCGUCAGUGAUGAGCUUCAAGAGCGGAUCCACUGAUGAUAUAAAUGAUACGUUUCAGAUCAAACAUAAUUUGAUUACCGAACAGCUAUUGGACGAAAUCUCAAUACUUGCGGCCAAUGUAUUUCCAAACGUUGCUUCGGGAGGUAUGAAUCAGUCUGACACCAAAAGACACUCAAAACGCAGUUCACAAAUGACAAACAUUAAUCUCUCGGUGGCCAACACUGUCGGUGUUAAUCAUAAUAUGAAUAAAAAUGUCCAACAAUCUGCUUCUCAACGCGCAUACCUUCAAUCUCGCUAUAUAUCUCAUCAAUUAUACGAAGCGAUCAAACCAUACGAAGCGACUGAUGUGUUAGAUAUUUACUUAAAUAAAGGCGAUUUGGUUGGUGUUAUUAAACAACAGCACCCAAUGGGUAAUCAUCACAAAUGGUUUGUCGAUACCGGCAAUGCUAAGGGAUUCGUGUUGUCUGAUGUAUUAGCCAUACACUCUAAUCCAUGGGUUUCGACUCUAAACAACACUAAUGUUAGAUCACAGACAACAUAUGAAAAACCAGAAAAGAGUGAAAAGUUGAUGACACAAACUUCAAUGCAUAGUUCAAAUAACACAACCUCACCAUUAAUACAACAUCAAUACAAAGUGUUUCCAUCACCUGAUCCAUCCGUCCAAUUGAGACACGAGACAGAAACGCAUCGCUAUGUAGAAGUGGAUGACUCACCUCCACGUUAUAGCCGUCUCGAUAUGUCUAAUACGAGCGCUAGUCUUAUGACAUUUGAAACAAGUUUAGAUGAGAAACAGCAGCUUAAAAGUCAAGAGAUUCUUAAUUUAGGUGAAUUUGAUCCGUACGCACCGGUAGGUCGAGCAGAAUCAUCUUCCAUUCCAUCCAUUCCUUGUGCAACUAUUGAGCACCGAUACGAUGUUGUUUCUGAUGACUGUAAUAACAAAAUGAAUACUAAAUCUUCAGCACCACUACCACCACAACAACAACCAAAUGACAUGUAUUUUGCUGCCUAUCCUUUUAGAGCAAAUGGAGACAAUCAAUUGAGCCUAGAAUUCGGUCAAUCGGUUAUAUUACUUAAGGAUCGGGAUCUCAAUGGCAAUAACCAGUGGUGGUUUGUGGCCGAUAAAGAGGGUAAUACAGGUUACGUUCCGUCUAAUUAUCUUCAAAAAUAUCAAACUAAAUAAUAUAAUGUGUAUUUU
This is a messenger RNA of Oppia nitens, 4581 nucleotides long. Its product is annotated as dynamin-binding protein-like. The transcript has 10 exons. Bases 235 to 4566 code for a protein of 1443 amino acids. Gene Ontology annotation, molecular function: protein binding; guanyl-nucleotide exchange factor activity. Lineage: Eukaryota; Metazoa; Arthropoda; Arachnida; Sarcoptiformes; Oppiidae. The record is from RefSeq and is a predicted model, not a curated record. Gene Ontology annotation, cellular component: cytoplasm.